Lithohypha guttulata is the source of this 1662-nucleotide messenger RNA. It is a transcript of the gene PNS1, whose product is annotated as pH nine-sensitive protein 1. The record is from RefSeq and is a predicted model, not a curated record. Lineage: Eukaryota; Fungi; Ascomycota; Eurotiomycetes; Chaetothyriales; Trichomeriaceae. Gene Ontology annotation, molecular function: transmembrane transporter activity. The transcript has 2 exons. Gene Ontology annotation, cellular component: plasma membrane. Bases 1 to 1662 code for a protein of 553 amino acids. Gene Ontology annotation, biological process: transmembrane transport.
AUGGCGCAGCAGGGCGAAGCCGGCGCGUACUACAAUCAGCCAUACCAGCAACAACAACCUCAAGGUUAUGCGCAAUACCAGCCACCCACCGGACCUCCUCAGAAUUACCAACAAUUCCAACAAGGUCCUGCACAACCUUUUCCUCCGAUGCAGCAGGGACCGUAUGAUGGAAAGCAGAUUGGGCAACAAAAUCCUCCUAUGUAUGGCGAAAGUUUCGUUCCACCCAUGGAUGACAAGCAAACCUUUCAAGACACAUUCAAGAUUCAGAAGCCGAAAUGGAAUGAUCUGUGGGCUGGACUGCUCUUAUUAGCAACUUUUUUCGGCUUCGUUGCUGUCUCGGGCCUAUCACUGUACCGUUACUCGCGCUAUCAAGGGUUCAACGGAGGAGGCAUAUAUGGCGCAGGCAACGACUUCUCUUUGAACACAAACACCCUGGUACUGUUUAUAUUCGUCAUCGUUGUCGCGUUCGUAUUGUCGUGGGCGUACUUCCUCCUCGCAAGGGCGUUCACCAAACAAUUCAUCUGGAUAACUGGUAUUCUCAACUGUGUCAUUGCUGUCGGCACUGCGGUAUACUACCUUUAUCGACGACUCUGGGGCGCGGGUAUUGUUUUUGCCAUCUUCGCCGUGUUCGCAAUCUUCUGCUUUAUUUCAUGGAUACCACGUAUACCUUUCGCAGUGGUUAUGCUUCAACAGGCGCAAGACGUCGCGCGAAUGAAAAGAGUACAUGUCUUCAUGGUCAGCUUCGUUGGUGGACUAGUUGCCACGGUAUUCGCCGCAUGGUUUUCUAUUACCUUGGUUGGUAUUUAUACAGCUUAUAUGCCUUCUAAUGCCAAUGCGACAUCCAACCCCGCCUGCACCCAAUUGGGCGGCUGCAGCAGUGGCAAGGUCAUUGGUUUGGUUGUAUUCGUGACGUUCGCUGCUUACUGGAUCUCCGAAUGGAUUAAAAAUACAGUACAUACUGUUAUUGCUGGAGUGUACGGUUCGUGGUACUUCUGCGCUGGAAAGCCUGGUGGUAUUCCGAGAGGUGCCACGAUGGGCUCGUUCAAGAGGGCAACCACCUACUCCUUCGGCUCGAUCUCUCUUGGAAGUCUUGUCGUUGCCCUAAUCAACAUGCUUCGACAAGCUUGCAGUAUUGCUCAAAAUCAGUCUGCACAAGACGGUAACAUCAUUGGGACAAUCUUUUUCUGUAUCUUAGGUUGUUUGAUCGGUAUCUUGAAUUGGCUGGUGGAAUUCCUGAACAGAUACGCAUUCUCACAUAUCGCCCUCUAUGGGAAAGCAUACAUUCCUGCUGCGAAGGACACCUGGAGGAUGAUGAAGGAUCGAGGCCUUGAUGCGCUUAUCAACGACUGCCUGACUGGACCUGUACUGAGCAUGGGUAGUAUCUUUGUGGCGUAUGUUUGUGCACUGCUGUCCUACCUCUACCUUGAGUUCACACACCCGGCAUACAACGAAAGCAGGACAUUCACUCCAGUCAUCAUGGCGUUUUCAUUUUUGAUCGGGUUGCAAAUUUGUCAGAUCUUCAUGACUCCUAUCAGUUCCGGCAUAGACACUAUUUUCGUAGCGAUGGGUUGGGAUCCUGAUGUCGCGGUGCGGGAGCAUCCAGAAUUCUGGCAGAAACUAGUUCAAGUGUACCCUCAUGUUCAAGAUGUCAUUCAUGCCUAA